AGACUUUUGUUGGUGGCUUGUUGCUCUUCUCCCCCACUCUCUCUCUCUCUCUCUCUCUCUCUCUACAUUCUCUCACAUCGUCUCUCUCGUACUACACCCAGCAGUAGCCACCGAUCAAAAAGCAGUUCACAGAGAGAGAUGAGAGAGGAAUGAGAAGAUGGAGGGAGCAGAGGAGGAGUUAGAGAGGAGGAGCAAGUUUUUGAACAGUCUGAUACAGAAGAAGAAAUCUACAGAGCAUCAAGAACACCAUGAACGCCUCAACAUUCGUGUUCGAGCCUCUGACAUGCCCGUGGCUCUGCAAAACAGAGCCUUUAGGUGUGCCAGGGACAACCUUGACUCCACGCCUGCAAAGCUUGACAGUAAAAGCCUCGCUCUUGCCCUUAAGAAGGAAUUUGACUCAUCAUAUGGUCCGGCUUGGCACUGCAUCGUAGGGACCAGCUUCGGCUCAUAUGUCACACAUUCUCUGGGAGGCUUCUUGUAUUUUUCAAUUGACAAGGUUUACGUCCUUCUCUUCAAAACUGCAGUCGAGCCUAUGGACCAUUGAUGCUACACGAUGGCUAACUUUAUCUCUGCUGUUUGGAUUCCAAAAUGAUAAAUCUGGAACGAUGAUUUAUUUACAUGUGAAAUUAUUGACAGCAAAGUUGAUAAAGAACAAACAAGAAAAAUUUGCAUCUUUACCUGUUAUUUCUCUUCCCAUUGUACUUGAUGGCACGACAUACAAUUCUUAUUUCAACUCAUUGUUCUUGUAUCAAUUUUCUCAUGCCAUGGACAUGUGGUUGACUUGAGUAUAUGUAUUAACUUAUUUGUGUC
Messenger RNA from Cornus florida, 810 nucleotides. RefSeq lists its product as uncharacterized. NCBI's taxonomy places the organism in Eukaryota, Viridiplantae, Streptophyta, Magnoliopsida, Cornales, Cornaceae. The coding region runs from base 158 to 544 and encodes 128 amino acids. The transcript is spliced from 2 exons. The record is from RefSeq and is a predicted model, not a curated record. Gene Ontology annotation, molecular function: dynein light intermediate chain binding; dynein intermediate chain binding. Gene Ontology annotation, biological process: microtubule-based process. Gene Ontology annotation, cellular component: dynein complex.